AUGAGUUCCAAGGAUCAAGGGCAGGGUGAAGCGGAGAAGAACAUUGAGAUCUGGAAGGUCAAGAAGUUGAUCAAGCGCCUGGAAUCCGCUCGCGGAAAUGGUACCUCCAUGAUCUCGCUCAUCAUCCCUCCCAAGGAUCAAAUCUCUCGCGCGGCAAAGAUGUUGGCUGAAGAAUACGGUACUGCCUCCAACAUCAAGUCCCGUGUGAACCGUCUUUCCGUCUUGUCCGCCAUCACCUCCACCCAGCAGCGUCUGAAGUUGUACAACAAGGUUCCACCCAAUGGUCUGGUUGUCUACUGUGGUGAAAUUAUCACCCAAGAAGGCAAGGAGCGCAAGAUUAACAUUGACUUCGAACCGUUCAAGCCCAUCAACACCUCGCUCUACCUUUGUGACAACAAGUUCCACACAGAAGCUCUGAGCGAGUUGCUCGAGUCGGACCAGAAGUUCGGUUUCAUCAUCAUGGACGGUAACGGUGCGCUCUUUGGUACUCUGAGUGGUAACACUCGCGAGAUUCUGCAGCGUCUGUCUGUCGAUCUUCCCAAGAAGCACGGUCGUGGUGGUCAGUCUGCCCUGCGUUUCGCGCGUCUGCGUGAAGAAAAGCGUCACAACUACGUGCGCAAGAUCGCUGAAUUGGCUGUUCAAAACUACAUCACCAACGACAAGGUGAAUGUCGCGGGUAUCGUUCUGGCCGGUUCCGCUGAUUUCAAGAACGACCUCAACCAAUCCGACAUGUUCGACCAGCGCCUGCAGGCCAAGGUCAUCAAGGUUGUCGACGUUUCGUACGGUGGAGAGAACGGUUUCAAUCAGGCGAUUGAGUUGGCCGCUGAGACCUUGAGCAGUGUCAAGUUCAUCCAGGAGAAGAAGCUGAUCGGCAAGUACUUUGAGGAGAUCUCUCAGGACACGGGCAAGAUCUGCUACGGUGUGGAUGAUACUUUGAAGGCUCUGGAGCUCGGUGCCGCUGAGACUCUGAUCGUGUUCGAGAACCUGGAUGUCACCCGUUGGGUCUUGAAGGAUUCCAACGGCUCGGAGGUGGUUCUGCACACUACCAAGGCGCAGGAGAGCAACCGCGAGCUUUUCCAGGACAAGGAGACUGGCUCCGAGAUGGAAGUCGUGGACUCGGGUUCCUUCUUGGAGUGGUUGGCCGAGGCCUACAAAGACUUUGGUGCCGAGCUGGAGUUCGUGUCCGACCGAUCCAGCGAGGGUAACCAGUUCGUGAAGGGCUUUGGUGGUAUCGGCGCCAUCCUUCGCUACAAGGUCAACUUUGAACAACUUGCCGACUACAGCGACGAUGAUGAGUUCUACGAUGAUUGA
Penicillium oxalicum is the source of this 1311-nucleotide messenger RNA. Its product is annotated as translation termination factor eRF1. Gene Ontology annotation, cellular component: translation release factor complex; cytosol. Gene Ontology annotation, biological process: cytoplasmic translational termination. Lineage: Eukaryota; Fungi; Ascomycota; Eurotiomycetes; Eurotiales; Aspergillaceae. Gene Ontology annotation, molecular function: sequence-specific mRNA binding; translation release factor activity, codon specific. The coding region runs from base 1 to 1311 and encodes 436 amino acids. The record is from RefSeq and is a predicted model, not a curated record. The transcript has 4 exons.